Molecule: messenger RNA, 5906 nt
Organism: Heterocephalus glaber (naked mole-rat)
Lineage: Eukaryota; Metazoa; Chordata; Mammalia; Rodentia; Bathyergidae
Source: RefSeq, a predicted model, not a curated record
CCCAUCUAUUCCAAUUUUCUGUAGGGUUUUUAUCAGAAAUUGGUGUUGGAUUUUAUCAAGUGCUUUUUCUGCAUCUAUUGAAAUGAUCAUAGGGAUUUUAUUCCUGACUCUUAAUAGAGUGUGUUACAUGUAUUGAUUUACGUAUGUUGAACCAUCCUUGUAUCCCUGGGAUGAAUCCCACUUGGUCAGGUUGUACGAUCUUGAAUUCAGGGCAUGUGAUCUGAGCUACAUACAUUCUCCACUUUUUAAUGUUAUUAUUUAAUUCUGACAGUGAGUCUCUGUGAUAUAUAAGGUGAGGGUUGAAUUGGAUGCUGCUGCCUCAAGCUAGGAGAGUGGUGUGAAUACAGAUGUGCACAACAAAGCUGUGGAGGCAGUGACCUUCGAGGAUGUGGCUGUGAACUUCACCAGGGAGGAGUGGGCUUUUCUGGAUCCAUCCCAAAAGAAGCUCUACAGAGAUGUGAUGUGGGAAACCCUUAGGAACCUGGCUGCCAUCGGGAGAAGCUCAGGUGACCAGCAAAUUGAAGAUGAGUACAAAACUUGGAGUAAAAGUCUAAGAAGUUUAGAAGGAGAGAAAUCCUGUCCAUAUAAAUUAUGGUACCAAGAUGGAGAAAUGGUUGUUCAGACUCCAGAUAUUGUUCCAAUUUUAGUAUAUGUGCUGCCGAAGCGAGCACGUCAGACUCCAGAUACUAAUGUGCACAUGAAACUUGUUCAUAUAAAUCCAGGUGAAAGGCUUUCCUCUAGAAGGCCCCUGAUUGGUCAUUCAUCAGCAAAUGGGCCCAUCACAGCUAACGCUGGACUCAAAUCACAUGAGCAGCAGGGAUUGGAAGAGACGUUGUCUAACUGUAACACACAUGGGAAAACCUGUGCUAAGCUCCAGUCCUCUCAGAAACUUGCAAAGACAAGUCCUGGGGAGAAACCCCAUGAACACAGGCCAUGUGGAAAGUCCUACUCUGAUUGCACUGAAGAAAGUACCAUUGAAGAGAAGCCAUUUGUUUAUAAGCAAGAUGUGAAAUCAUUCAUUACAGCCAGUGAUGGUCAGAUCAGGCAAAGCAGUCACAGUGAAAUGAAUACAUAUGCAUGUAUACCAUGUGGGAAAAGUUUUAAUUCUCACCAUGAUAUUCAGACCCAUGAAAAAGCUCACACUGGAGGAGAAGUCUGUGUAGGCAAACACUGUGGAAAAUUCUUCAUGAACAACAAUUCAUUUGGUAAUCAUGAAGGAACUCACACUGUAGAGAGACCCUCUGUAUGUAAGCAGUGUGGGAAAGUUUGCAGGAAAAAUAGUCAUUGUCAAAUUCAUGGAAGGACCCACACUGGGGAGAAACCCUAUGUGUGUAAGCAUUGUGGGAAAGCUUUCAACACACACAGUUAUUGUAAAAAACAUGAGCAGAUUCACACUGGGGUGAAACCCUAUACAUGUAAGCAUUGUGGGAAAGCUUUCAGAAGAAACAGUCAUUGUCGAGUUCAUGAAAGGAUUCACACUGGGGAGAGACCCUAUGUAUGUAAGCAUUGUGGGAAAGCCUUCAGAAGAAACAGUCAUUGUCAAGUUCAUGAAAGGAUUCACACUGGGGAGAAACCCUAUGCAUGUAAGCAAUGCGGAAAAGCUUUCCGUUCUCAUGCAAAUUGUCAUACACAUGAACAGACUCACAUUGUGGAGAAACCCUAUGUAUGUAAGCAAUGUGGAAAAGCUUUCCGCUCUCAGGCAAAUUGUCAUACACAUGAACAGAUUCACAUUGUGGAGAAACCCUGUGUAUGUAAACAAUGUGAGAAAGGUUUUGGCACGCACAGUCAAUGUCAAAAUCAUGAAAGGAUUCAGAGUGGGGAAAAUGCAUAUGUUUGUAAGCAAUGUGGUAAAGCUUUCAGGACAUAUAGUCAUUAUCAGAAUCAUGAAGGGAUGCACAAAGGGGACAAACCCUAUGUAUGUAAGCAGUGUGGGAAAGCUUUUAGCACACACAGUUAUUGUCAAAGACAUGAAGGGACUCACACCAUGGAGAAACCCUAUGUAUGUAAGCAAUGUGGGAAGGCUUUCAGCACACACAGUUAUUGUCAAAGACAUGAAGGGACUCACACCAUGGAGAAACCCUAUGUAUGUAAGCAGUGUGGGAAGGCUUUCAGCACACACAGUUAUUGUCAAAGACAUGAACAGACUCACACCAUGGAGAAACCUUAUGUAUGUAAGCAAUGUGGGAAGGCUUUCAGUAGACGAGAGAGUUGGCAAAUACAUGAAAGGAUUCACACUGGGGAGAAACCUUAUGUAUGUGAGCAAUGUGGGAAAGCUUUCAUCACACGUGGUGCUUGUGCACGACAUGAACUUACUCACACUGGUGAGAAACCCUAUGUAUGUAGGCAAUGUGGUAAGGCUUUCAGAACACGUGCUGAUUGUCACUCACAUGAACAGAUUCACACAGGGGAGAAACCCUAUGUAUGUAAGCAAUGUGGGCAAGCUUUCAGCACACGUGGUACUUGUAGAGGACAUGAACGCAGUCACACUGGUGAGAAACCCUAUGUAUGUAGGCUUUGUGGAAAAGCUUUCAGAAUACGUGCUGAUUGUAGAACACAUGAACAGAUUCAUACAGGGGAGAAACCCUAUGUAUGUAAACAAUGUGGGAAAGCUUUCAGCACACAAAGUUAUUGUCGAAGACAUGAACGGGCUCACACCAUGAAGAAACCCUAUGUAUGUAAGCAAUGUGGAAAGGUUUUCAGCACACAGUUACUGUCAAAGACAUGCACGGACUCACACCAUGGAGAAAUCCUAUGUAUGUAAGCAAUGUGGGAAUACUUUCAGCACACAUGGUGCUUGUCCAUGACACAAACUCACACUUGAGAGAAACCCUAUGUAUGUAGGCAAUGUGGAAAAGCUUUCAGAACAUGUGCUGAUUGUUAAAACACAUGAACAGAUUCACACAGGUGAGAAACCCUAUGUAUGUGAGCAAUGUGGGAAAGCUUUCCAUACACAUGGUGGUUAUACACUACACAAAUGCACUCACACUGGGGAGAAACCAUAUGUAUGUAGGCAAUGUGGAAAAGCUUUCAGAACACAUACAGUUUGUAAAAUACAUGAACGAAUUCACACAGGUGAGAAACCCUAUGUAUGUAAACAGUGUGGGAAAGCUUUCAGCACACACAGUUAUUGUCAAAGACAUGAAUGGACUCACACCAUGGAGAAACCCUAUGUAUGUACACAAUGUGGGAAGGCUUUCAGUAGACGAGAGAGUUGGCAAAUACAUGAAAAGACUCACACUGGGGAGAAACUUUAUGUAUGUAAGCAAUGUGGGGAUGCUUUCAACACACAUGGUGCUUGUACACGGCAUGAACGCACUCAUACUGGGGAAGAAGCCCUAUGUAUGUAGGCAAUGUGGAAAAGAUUUCAGAACACGUGCUGUUUGUCAAACACAUGAACAGAUUCACACAGGGGAGAAGCCCUACAUAUGUGAGCAAUGUGGGAACUCAACACAUGUGGUGCUUGUAGACUACACAAAUGUACUCACUGGGGAGAAACCUAUGUAUGUAGGAAAUGUGGGGAAGCUUUUAGAACAUGUGCUGCUUGUAAAACAUGAAUGGUUUCACACUGGGGAGAAACCCUGUGUAUGUAAGGAAUGUGGGACAGCUGCUAGCAACACUUGUUUUUCCAAGACAUGAAUGGCCUCACAGUGAGGAGGAACCAUAUCUAUGUAAUCACUGUGGGAAAACUUUCAACACACAUGGUUUCUGUCAAAUACCAUGUGUAUGUGACACUGGAGAGAAACCCUCUCUAUAUAAACAGUUGUGGAAAGCUUUCAGCUUAUAUGAUAAUUGUCAAAAACAUGAAAGAUCAUACUCCAUUGAAUCACUAAGCACUGGGUGACUGCAUUCAAUACACAGACAAAUUGUCAAAUACAUGAAAGAAAUUACACUUGUGAGGAAGACUAAUCAUGAAAAGCUUCACUGAAGCAAGCAUCGUGCACAGUAAUGGGGGAGUAAAAUAAUUGAAUACAUAAAGUCACUUACACUGACAUGAAUGUGCCUGGGGAAAAUCUUUUCAAGUAGAUGGUGUAAAACCUGUGAGUCUAUAGAGAUGUUACAUACAUGUAAGAUUUCAUAGUGAAGAGAGUAGAAAUCUGUGUGAGCAAUGUAGAAAUAUUUUCAAUUGCCUCAUACAUGGUUUGUGGUUUUUUUAUGGUACCGGGGAUUGAACUCAGGUCAUUAUGCUUGCAAGGCAGGCAGCAGAACCACUGAGCUAAAUCCCCAACCCAGUUGCCUCAUACAUGAAAGAACUCCCACUAUAGAGAAAUCCUGUAGAAAUAAUGUCAGACAGCAUUGUGUAUUUCCCAUAACAUCAGAAAAUGUACAGAUUCAUGGGUGUUGGUAUAAAGAAUAUGAGAAAUCAUUUUUCCAUCACUUCAUGACACUGCGUUGCACAGUGGAGAAAUUCAUAUCAAUGCAUAUUAUGCGGGAACACCUGUAGUCAUUUUGGUUUAAUUGACAGUGCAAAUACACAGUAUUGUGAGAAAUCAGUAUGAGGGAAGUACACAAAUUAUCAGUUGUCCUGCCUGAAACAGUGAAUAUUUUCUGAAGCACCUGUCAGCGUACAGAGUUCUCAUAACUCAUUUUCCAAAGCCUUUGAUCACUUCUUAUGUCAUAUGCACCUAAAAAAUUAAAUGUCAAUUAUUUCUCCAGAAAAUACACAACCAGAGCAGAUGUCCUAAAGUGUAUGUAUGUCAUUAGCUCAGUCUUAAGGUGGCUCUCUGGACUAAAAAUUUUAAGUUCACUUUCCUGAAUGUUGUGGUCACAUAAUUUUUACAUUUAGGUAAGCAAUAGAAUGACACUGUAAGUUGAGUAAUUGUCUUCCUUAUGUUGCGGUAUGUUAGAUUCACACAUGAAUUCCCUCAUUCAUUAUAUGCCAGUAGGCUCCAUAUCUUGUAGGAAUUUUUGUUUUGUUUUUUGGUACAAGGGAUGAAACUCAGGACCUUGUGCUUGUGAGGCAGGCAGUGGAACCACUGAGCUAAAUCCCCAGCCCUACAUUUGUUUCAUUUGUUUUCUUUUGCUUUUAGUUAUUAGGGAAUAAUACAACUCCAAAACAAUUUUGCUUAAAUGUCAUUUUUCUAGUAGCUUCUAUUUAAACUUUGGUGUAUAUAUCUCAUUCUAGAAAAAUUUUUAAUUGAAUGUCAUAUUUUAUAAUGUUAUUAGUAUCAGUUUCUGCACAUGUGUUUCAAGAGUUCAUCUGUUUUCAAACAUAGUGUAAAUUACCAAAUGUUUUUAAUAUUCUUAGAAGAUAUCUGUUCCAACAUAUUACAGAUUAUAUCCUCUGCAUCAGAGCCAUUUUUAGGGCCGAGAAUUUAGCUCAGUGGUUUCACCACCUGCCUCACAAGCGCAAGGACCAGAGUUCGAUCCCCGGUACCAAAAAAAAAAAGAGCCAUUUUUGUAUGUGUUCAGUAUUAAUAAUUUUUGUUCAUUCAAUUUUAGUUUUCAUGUUCAUGUUGCCAUGAUUUAUUUUGGCGGUAAUUUUUAAAUCUGUUGUGCAAAAAAAGUAUUUUUCUGAGACCCACACUCCCAGAGGCCAGCAGGACCAUAUUUUUUUCAAAGAAUAUAUAAUUAAUUCUAAUAAUUAACCACUCCACAAGCUAUGAAUGAUAAGAUUUGGUAGGAAGUACAUUCAUAGAGGAAUUUUUGACAGUGUUGAAAUUGUUUUGACAGUGAUUUCUACUCUUUGUACUGAAGCAGUCUUUAGUUUUUGGAUGCUGUGAAUACCAAUUUGUGCUUUGAAAAUCCAUUUUGUUUUUUUUGUUUUUGUUUUUGUUUUUUUUUGGUACCGGGGAUCGAACUUGGGCCCUUGUGCUUGCCAGGCAGGUGACGGAACCACUGAGCUAAAUCCCCAGCCCUCCAUUUUGUUUUUUAACCUGGGAAUCUUAAAUGAGUUUGUAAAAAAAGAA